Molecule: messenger RNA, 1587 nt
Organism: Galleria mellonella (greater wax moth)
Lineage: Eukaryota; Metazoa; Arthropoda; Insecta; Lepidoptera; Pyralidae
Exons: 1
Coding region: 77-1330 (417 amino acids)
Biological process (GO): sensory perception of taste
Cellular component (GO): membrane
Source: RefSeq, a predicted model, not a curated record
UUGAUUAUGCUACGAAAUAUAAUUUUAUUGAACAGCCCGAAGUAUCAUUUGUCAAUAGGACCAGUAGAAGUUCAUCAUGUCGAAUAACAAAGUGGAGCCGAAAAAAAAAGCUCCUGAGGAAAAUGAGGAAAAUGUGGUUAAACCCAGAACAAAUAUUAGUGACUUGAUCAAUACAAUUCAACUUGCUCUUAUAUUUGAGCAUUGUUUUGGGAUCUACAGAUUUCAUACCGUGGAUAAUGGAUUGCAACCUACUAACGGGAAGAUGAAGCUUGUUGGAAUCUUAAUUACCUCUGCUCAUAUUGUAAUUUUUUAUUGCUUUCUAAAGUUACCAAGCGCAAUUACCGGAACAGGAAAUUUAGUGGAUACGAUGGAUGAGGUGCCGUCAAUAGUGAUCCUGCUCCAGUAUGUCACGUCAGCUAUAAUGACAUCAUUCCUGCUCAGUGGAGCUAACAUAAACAUAUUCACAACCUUCGCAAAUCUUGAUUCAAUGUUACACAUAAACACGAACCAAGAUUUUUACAAAGCAUCUCGCAGUCGGACCUUUAAGUACAUUAUUGUUCUCGCUGUCUACCACAUCUUCGUGAGUAUUAGUGACUUAAUGACCAGUGAUGAGAUAUCGUUGAGUAAAAUUAUGGUACUCCCUAUUUUCUUUGAAGAAAACCUCGAAAUAUUAAUAUUCUGUUUAAUCAUUUCAAUGUUGCGAUCGAGACUUAUUGUUAUCAAUAAAUAUUUGAUCAACUUCAUGAAUGAUAAAGAAAAUAGCAAGAAUUCCGUGUUUGUAGUCGGCGAAAGGAAACCGACGCCUAAGGAGAAUUUCAAUUUGAUCGGACGUAUGUCAUCCAAGAACAUGAAAAUCAGAGACUUGGCUGUAACUUAUGAUAUUAUUGGCGAAACUUGUUGCCUGAUCAAUCAAGUUUUCAAUUUUCAAAUCUUUAUGACCCUUGUCUCGACAUUCACUUACAUAAUCAUCACAAUCUGGACUUCACUAUUCUACUACCGUACACCUAAAGCAACCUUUAGUUCAUUAAUAACCAUCAUCAUUUGGUGCAUUACAGCAAUAUUUAAAGUUGCCUUUAUGUCCCUGGCUUGUGAAAGAUUACUUCUGACUAGAAAUGACAGCAAAAUUCUGGUGAAUAAAGUAAUCAUGGAUUACGACCUUCCUAAACCUAUGAGAAUGCAAGCAAAAGCAUUUAUGGAUCUGAUAGAAGCGUGGCCACUACGUAUUUUUAUAUACGAUAUGUUUUCUGUUGAUAUUACUUUGAUGCUUAAGUACAUUAGUGUGGCUACUACAUAUUUGAUUGUAAUUAUUCAAGUCUCUCAUUUUGUUUAAGCUUAAAGGAGUUUGUGUUUUUAGUGUCAUGUAGUGUAAGUUUAUGUUUCACAAAUUUAAUCAAUUAAUAUAUGUUUAUAUUGUAAUUGUAAACAAAAUAAAAAUAAUUUCUUCUGUUGUGUAGUGAUUUUAUUUUUUUAUUUAUUUAUAGUAUACAAAGUUCACAAGAUAAGUUUUACAAUACAGUAAUACUUUCAAUUGUAGGUAGAUGAGUAGUCUUAAUAAAAAUUUACAGUAAUAUAAAAAUAUGACAGUAU